GUUAAAAUUUUUAAAAUUAAAAAAAAUAAAUUUUUUGCUUGUUGGAGAUAAUAAUAAUAGACAAAUAGAUAAUGAGUUAUAGACUUCUGAAUAAUGAGUGAUAAAUAUGAAAUCGUUUACUAUUGUAACAUUUCCGUUUAUUUUGUUCGGUGGUUUUUUACUGACAUUAUGUGAUGAGACAAACGUUGAUAUAUUAAAUUCACUUCUUGAUGCAAAAAAAUGGACACUCGGUGUACAAUACACGUAUUAUAAUUAUUGUAAUUUAAAUAAAUACGAUUUACUCAUAACUGAUUAUAAUGAGAAAAUUGUUACUGAAUAUAACGUUGAUAUAGUAUUAGCAAAUUUAUCGCAAUUGAUAAGUUAUGAGUACGCAAUUACUGUACACUGGCUUGCUAAUAUGUUAAUAACAUUAAACACUUAUUUUUCUAUAAAUUAUAAGAGCGCAUGUUGCGAAACUCAAAAUGAAUUCAUGGAAACCUUGACAAAAUGUAUGACAAAAUUGAAGGAGCUAACAAAAAAAUUUGUAAGUGCAUUAAUAUACAUAAACAAAUUAAAUAUAACUGUUCAAAAGCCAUUCUUAACAAAUUUUAUUAGUACAUUGUUAAAUUUUAAUAAUUUUAAAUUCGAACCAGAUAUUAACAAUAUGGAUAGUUUAUACGAAGAUGUUAUUCGCAUUUCAAUUGAUACUUUUUCGUCAACACAAAGUCUUAUAUUGAAAUAUUUUGAAUUGACACCAAAUAUUUCUAUGAUUAACUCAAAUCAUGAUUUGGAUUUAAAGUAUCAACAUAAAUCGUAUGAUACUGGAAUAACCGAAGAAGAACGCAAACAUUUAAAGUUACAUUCUGAUCUCAUUCUCAAUAGUGUCGAUGAAUUAAUUCAAAUAAAAUAUACUAACCUUGGAUUCAGAUAUAAUGAGACUUCAGAAAUAACUUAUUGUGAUACGAAAAUAAAUAUGGAUAAAACAAUUCAACUUUUUAAGUGAUAUACUGUCUUUAAUAAUUAAGAAUUCCAUAAUAAAAAUACAGUAAAUUUUAAUUGUAUGUGUGUAAUUAAAGAAUUAUAUUCAUUUAUGUUACGUUUAAAUUUUGUAUUGCUCAAAUAAUGUACUCCCAUCUUUAAAUUAAUAUAUAUCAAUAAAAAGAAACAAUUGUUAAUUAAAAUAAGUACGCUCCCUAUUUUGUUCUACAAAUACAAA
Daktulosphaira vitifoliae (grape phylloxera) is the source of this 1195-nucleotide messenger RNA. RefSeq lists its product as uncharacterized. Bases 107 to 982 code for a protein of 291 amino acids. The record is from RefSeq and is a predicted model, not a curated record. The transcript has 2 exons. NCBI's taxonomy places the organism in Eukaryota, Metazoa, Arthropoda, Insecta, Hemiptera, Phylloxeridae.